Molecule: messenger RNA, 2295 nt
Organism: Mya arenaria
Lineage: Eukaryota; Metazoa; Mollusca; Bivalvia; Myida; Myidae
Product: harmonin-like
Exons: 21
Coding region: 115-1902 (595 amino acids)
Cellular component (GO): stereocilia ankle link complex; stereocilium tip; plasma membrane
Molecular function (GO): protein binding
Source: RefSeq, a predicted model, not a curated record
CGGCUUAGACAAAUCGUCAGGCGGUGAUAUGGUAAUAAUCCAUCCUGGCGAAUUAUCCGCAAACACCACCCAAAGUCCCAGAAAGUUAAACUAGGCGUGGCACAACUCAGAAUCAUGGAAAACAAACUGGUCGAGGCGUUUGUUAAGCAAGUGAGCGAGCUGAUACCUGAUGACGCAGAGAAGGACAAGUUGUUUGAGGCACUCCGCAAGUACCAAGGGUCCUCCGAUGUGCCGUUCCUGGUGCAGGACCUGAAGAGAGUGCUUAAUGAUCCAACCAAGCUAGAAAUAUACGACUAUGUCAGGCCCCUGAUUCGUCCUGCCCAUCAGCAGCAAUAUGACAAGCUGACACCAAAUGCCCCUGGCACAAAACUGAGGGUGAUCAAACUGCGAAGGAGGGGCAAUGAGAGCUUUGGAUUUGCUGUGCGCGGGGGUAAGGAGCAUGGUGUGGGUAUAUUUGUGUCCAAUGUCCAGCGCGGCAGCCAGGCAGACUUGAGGGGGCUGAAGCUAGGAGAUGAGAUAGUGCGAGUGAAUGGGUUCACUAUUGUGGAAGCUAUACAUGAGGAGGUCCUUAACCUGAUCAAGGGCAAGGAUGAGAUCGAGCUAAAGGUCACCAACCUUGGAAUGGUUCCAAUUAAGCAAAAGCCGACCGACCCUGUCAGCUGGCAGUACGUAGAGAAGGAGAGUCUCGUCAAAAAGAACUCUGUGCCUUCUUCUGGUUAUGAGGGGCCAGGGGAAGUGGUGAAGAUCUUCAUCAACCUGCGGGGAGCCUCCAGCCUAGGAUGCAGCAUUGUGAGUGGCCCAAAGCAGUUUCCUGGAAUCUUCAUCGAACGUGUGGGCCCUGGUAGCCUGGGUGCAGAGUACGGCCUUGAGGUCGGUGACCAGAUACUUGAGGUGAACAAACGCUCCUUUCUCAACAUACGCCACAACGAGGCCAUCGUUGAACUCAAGGGUAGCAAGGAGCUGAAUAUUGUCCUCAAGAAAAAGGCGGCCUUGCCUCUGCUUAAUGCCAAGAACAUGGUGAAUCCCCAAGACAGCCCGACCGAUGAGAGGAAUGAGGACAGUGUUUCAAGGUCAACAGUGGACAGUGAAGACACCAUUGGAGAUGAAGUGGCAGAGGAGCUGUAUGCGACAGUUAACAAGACGCGGGAGGAUGACCUCGAGAAGGAGAGGAAGUUACAAGGCGAGGAGCAGAUCAGGGCCAAGUUCCGGGAGCAGGAGCGUCAGAGGCAGAUAGCAGAGGAGGAACGUCAGGCUGAGGAGAUACUGCAAGCUGAGGAGAGCGCCCGGGAGGAGGCUGAGAAAGCUAGGAGGGAGGUGGAGCAAUUAAGGAGGGCUGAGGAGGAGAGGAGGCUGCAGGAAGAUGAGGAAAGGGCUAGAGAACAGCGAGAGCGUGAGUUAGCAGCGGAGCGUGAGUUAGCUGCGGAGCGUGAGGCAAAAGAGGAACGCAAGAAACAGGAGAAACAGGCCAAGAAACAACAGUCUGCGGUGUUGGCAGGUCGGGUGGGGUCUGCUAGCUCCAUGAAACCCACACUGCUAGGAGCUGCCACGGGAUCCAAGUCCUCAUUUGGUAAACUGACAAAGAAGACAAUCAAGGAAGUUGAAGUCAUCAAGGAGGAAGAUGUACCUCUGGACAUAGAGUUGGAGGGUGGGAUAGGCUCUCCGCUUGGAGGAAAGAUUGUCGUCUCAGAGAUCUACUACAACGGAGCAGUCGAUAGAAAUGGUGGAAUGGGGAAAGGAGAUACGAUACUGAAGGUUAAUGGGGUGGCCCUGGAUGACAUGAGCCUUUCCCAGGCACAGGAGCUACUCUGGAAGGUGGAACAGGAGUGCAAGCCAGGGGGUUCUAUAAAGUUCGCAAUUGUUGAGUCUGAGAUCAAGCAUGAAGAUGAAAUUACCUUCUUCUGACUUGGACCGUUUGUGGGGUGUGUCAGGGUGGGGUGAGGAAAGACUGGGCAGGGAUGACUCCCAUAGUUUCUAUGCCUCGUCCAGUCUCCCUAUCACUUACAUACACUAAGAUGUGGAUACUUGAUGAUUCUUGCCACGCAUACUGAUAAAACAUUCUAUAAGGACUUAUUAUUAAGCAUACAUGUAUAGAACAAUGAUUGAAUGAAUAGCGCUUGUUUAAUUUUCAUUGAUUUGAUUCAGAAUGUGUCUUGAUAAAACUGUUAUUCAUUUACUUAUUUAGAAACCAUCUCCAACAAAACUGUUUAACACACUAUUUUCGAAUCAUUUAUGUUGAUGUAUAAUCAGGCAACCUGUAUGCAUUUUUGAAAAUGAAAUAAACACAUGUUAAACAAG